This is a messenger RNA of Malurus melanocephalus (red-backed fairy wren), 1166 nucleotides long. RefSeq names its product RRAD and GEM like GTPase 1 (gene REM1). Gene Ontology annotation, biological process: negative regulation of high voltage-gated calcium channel activity. The record is from RefSeq and is a predicted model, not a curated record. Gene Ontology annotation, cellular component: plasma membrane. The transcript is spliced from 4 exons. The coding region runs from base 143 to 1012 and encodes 289 amino acids. Lineage: Eukaryota; Metazoa; Chordata; Aves; Passeriformes; Maluridae. Gene Ontology annotation, molecular function: GTPase activity; GTP binding; calcium channel regulator activity.
UUUGUCGAGUUGCCGCCGGCUCAGACCGGGAGGAGCUCCGGGAGCGGCGGCGGUUCGGUCGGGGUCUGCCGGUUGCGGGUGCCCUUCGGGGAGACACGCACUCCCCCGCCCACCCUASAGCCCCCCGCCCUUGGUGCCGGUGAUGACCCUGAACACGCAGCCGGGGAGCCCGCUGCGGCGGAGGGCCAGCACCCCGCUCCCGCGGCCGGGGGGCACUGGGGCCACCUCACGGGGAGAGCCCUUUCACCCCCAGCUCGGCCACACCGCCUCCGAGCCGGGUGGCAGGGCUCCCCGCGGCAGCUUGUCCCCCGACUCCUCUGGCUCGCCAAGGCUYAGGAAGCCCCGGUACCGAGUGGUGCUACUGGGAGACCCCGGCGUGGGGAAGACCAGCCUGGUCAACCUCUUCGCCGGCGUCCAGGAGCGGGACCCGCUGGACCAGCACGGAGGGGCCGCAUACGAGCGCAGGCUGACCGUGGAUGGCGAGGAGACCACGCUGCUGGUGCUGGACACCUGGGAGCCAGAGCAGCGGGAUGAGGAGAGCCAGCGCCGCAGCCACUGCCUGCAGGUGGGGAACGCCUACAUCAUCGUCUACUCCAUCACCGACCGGGACAGCUUCGAGAGCGCCUCGGAGCUGCGCAUCCAACUGCGCCGCGCUCGCCAGGCCGAGGACAUCCCCAUCAUCCUGGUGGGGAACAAAACCGACCUGGUGCGGUGCCGCGAGGUCUCCGARGAAGAGGGCCAGGCCUGUGCUGCUGUCUUUGACUGCAAAUUCAUCGAGACRUCAGCAGCUCUGCAGCACAACGUGGACGAGCUCUUCGAGGGGGUGGUGCGGCAGAUCCGCCUGCGCCAAGGGGGCAAGAAGUCCCACCUGCACCCCACACCCAGCCAGAAGCACAAGGAGAGCCUCACCAGCAGAGCCCGGCACUUCCUCGACAGGCUAGUGRCCAGGAACAGCAGCAAAGUGGCCCUCAAAGUCCGCUCCAAGUCCUGCCAUGACCUGUCUGUGCUCUGAGAGCCACAGUCCCAUCCCUCCACGCAGGCCAGCUGGGACUCUCCUCUGUGCCAGCAGCAUGGCCGGUGGCUGAGCCCAGACAGGGCUGGAGUGAUGCUGAGGAUGUGGAGCUGUUUUCACCGGUGCUGAGGGAUGCCAAGGUGGAUCCAGCAAU